AUGACUAUUCUUAUCGAGCAACCCGCGGACCAUGUGGGAGGAAAGGAAAUUGUAUCUGACACAAAUGAACUUGUGUUGGAUGGAGGAUUUGUCAUGCCCAAAAUGGAGUCAGAAUCGGCAAAUGUCUUGUUGGUUUCAGCGAAGAUUGCUGUAAGGUCGAUGUCUAAGGCUGCUGUGGUAGCAAGAGCAGAGGAUGAGCAGAGGGCCAAGGAGGCUGCAUUCACAAGGAUAAGGGAAAAAGAGGCAAUGGAAUAUGUGGUAUACUUGGUUGUAACGGAGAAGGUGAGGAAGAAGGAAGCAGCUCUGUUCAUAUCACCUAACGUGUCAGGGCCAAUGGUGGGGAGAACGUGGCUCAUUUUGGUGGUGCUAGUGUUGAAAGUGGUGGGAAUGUAG
Molecule: messenger RNA, 393 nt
Organism: Fraxinus pennsylvanica
Lineage: Eukaryota; Viridiplantae; Streptophyta; Magnoliopsida; Lamiales; Oleaceae
Source: the annotation of a GenBank genome assembly